Molecule: messenger RNA, 3728 nt
Organism: Scatophagus argus
Lineage: Eukaryota; Metazoa; Chordata; Actinopteri; Scatophagidae
Gene: c1qtnf12
Product: C1q and TNF related 12
Exons: 8
Coding region: 1002-1964 (320 amino acids)
Molecular function (GO): hormone activity
Source: RefSeq, a predicted model, not a curated record
CUGAUGAUAAAACUCCACUGUUUGCCCUCCUGUAAGCUCAGUCAGAGCAAGAGAGCAACUGAGCCCAGAGGCACAGGCAGAGCAACGGAGCAGGCAGAAAGGGACCCACCACACAACAAAUCACUGCUCUCUGUUGUGUCCUUGGACUUGAUGGCUCUUUGGGACAGUUAGAGGGGAGCACCUGAGCUGUGUCAGACAGAAGCAAGGGAGCACGCUGCCACCUGUAAAGUUUUAUGUUUUGCGAUAGCAGCGAGGAACCAGUUUAUACCUCGACUGGGCAAAGAUCAAAACUGGACUUCAUUUGUCUCCCGUGGAGCUGCAUCCCCGCGGGUGCGUGGUGUGCCGACACACAGAAUGAUCUGAACGCUGAACGGCAUCCUUUGAUGAAAGGCCAACUUUUGGGGACCUUGGAGUUUUUUUCUAGCCACCACACAACUUGCUGCUGGAGACUGGAUCCGCUCAGUUUGAGAGACAGCAGGAGAGAGCGGGUGGAAAAGAGAAUAUCGCCAUCCAUCUCUGGCCCCCACAGCCCACCCUCAGCUUCGGACGCCCCUCCUCUCCGCCUCUUCUUUUGCCCCCUGUACCCCUCCUCCACACCUCACCCCCCAACAGAGCAGAAAGCGUGAAAAAUCUCACUAAUGGGUUUAUUUGCUGUCAGAUCUGUGCUGAUCUGUCAUUCCCUUGGACCAUUCUGCUUGACACACUUCAUAGUUGAGUAAGCCUCCUGGUUUUCUGGCUACAGUUAACAGUGCCCCUGCAACGUUGUGCUGGCUGAGAGCUCAUCAAGAGGGGAGCAACGGCAGCAGCAGCCAGUCUGACAGUAUUUUGGACAGGGAGUUCCUGAAGCUGCAUUCCUCUGGUCUCCUUCUCCCCGUUGGGACUUUGUGUUUGCGAGGCUUGUGGGCAUCCUCAGCUUCUGUCUAAUCACACGGCCGUUCCUCCACACAAGUUUCAAAUUGUUCCUGCGGGGACUCUGGUGCUGAUUGAAAAAUAGCGUGAAGAUGUGGUGUGGGGCUGGGCCUCUGGCCGUGGUGGCUGCAGUGUUUUGGACUCAGUGUGUCCUUCUGGAUGGGGUGGAUGCCAAGAAGGAGAGAAAGAGGCCAAAGGAGGCCACCCCACAACACACAGAGACCUACAAUGCUACUCUGUCCAACAGUGAGGAGGUCGGUGGAAGCAUCAAGACUUCUGAGAAUCAGAGAGUGGAUCCACUGGGAUCAUGGAUGGACUUUGUCAAAAGACCCGUUGGCAACUUCCCUGGAAAGUGUCGCAAACGUAAACGACCACUGCCCGGCCCACCUGGUCCUCCAGGUCCCCCCGGUCCACAGGGACCUCCUGGCUCACCUGGGGCUGAAGUGACCCAGGAAGUUCUCCUCCAGGAGUUCAAAGAGAUGAUUAAAGAGGCUACAGAGAGGAGAGCAGCAGCCUUGGAGAGACAAACCAGCCCCAGCCAGCUGCCCACGGCUCUCCUCACCUUGGAGGGAAUGACCUCCUACCGACGAAUAGAGGAGGCUUUCCACUGCAAGCUCAAGGGACCUGUGGUGGUCGACAAGAAGACUCUGGUGGAGCUCCAGAACUUUCAGACACCACCAGCCAAAGGAGCCUUCCUCAGAGGGUCGGGAAUGGACCAGUCCACUGGGAGAUUCACAGCUCCGAUCACGGGGAUCUACCAGUUCUCUGCUAAUGUCCACAUUGACCACAAUGAAGUGAAGAGGAGCAAGAGUCAACUGAAGGCCAGGGAUAAUGUUCGGGUGCUGAUCUGCAUUGAAUCACUCUGCCACAGAUACACCUCACUGGAGAUGAUUGUUGGAUUAGAAAGCAACAGCAAGAUAUUCACUGUCAGUGUGCAGGGGCUGCUGGAGCUACAGGCAGGGCAGUACACCUCCAUAUUUGUGGAUAAUGCAGCAGGAGCUUCCAUUACAAUACAGAACGGUUCAGAUUUUAUGGGUAUGCUGCUCGGUGUAUAGCCUCGCACAUGAACAGGGCAUCAGCCGAGCCAUCCACCGCAGCCGUUUUCUUUUUCUUUCUCAAUGGACUGCUUUUGAGCACCACCACACAGCACCAAACCACAGGCAGGUUUGAAGGAAGAACAUGAGUUUGACGGUGAUUUGACUGCUCGGUGAAAGGAAAGUGAGAAGAACUCAAAGACUGUUUUUCACAGUGCACUGCCGCUUCCCUGAGGAACCCGGAUGACUGUUGCUUCUCCAAUAAAAUAACCUGAAAACAAAGCAGCUGAUAUGGAUGCUGACGACCCUUACGGUAAACCAAAUGUCAAUGUUGUAAUGUUCUCUGGACAGAUACUGGUAGAGCUAGGGAACAUGAGAAAGCACAUUUGUGUGUAAUGUAUGCCGACAUCUUUAUAUUUUUAUUAUGUACACACGCUCUUGAGCUAUAGUUAUUAUUAUUAUUAUUAUUAUUAUUAUUUUUUACCAUGGAUUAAGUCUCACAUUCAUAUAUGUUAUGGUACAUAGACUGUGAGUACACUGGACAAUGGAAACGUGCUCAUUAGACACGGCCUCACACGAUCUCAGCGACGUGAUGUCCCUCAUCUGUGAUUACAUGUUAUGUAAAUUAACUGUUACUGCAUUUUUAGCCAUGCUAGUGCUGUGGUUUUGUAUGGCUACUUUGCUUCUUACCAUUCAUGGUCCUGGGAGAACAGAUCCUACUCACUGAGGGGAGCUUUCAUCUGGCAUCAUGAGAUUGAGUGAAAUAUUGGAACAGCUAUUGGAUGGAUUGCUAUGAAAUGUUCUUCACGCAUUCAUGUCCCUCACAGGAAGAACUGCAACCAAUGUAGCAUGCUAACAAGCUAAAUUAAGAUGCUUAAUUAAUUGGAUUGUGUCUGUGAGCAUGUUAGCAUGCUGAUAGCAGUAUAGUAGUAGCUCAAAGAAUCGUUGUAUUUAAGAACAGCCUCAGAGAGCAGCUAGCAUAGCUGCAUAGUCUAGUGGCGUGUCCACAUUACCAUGGAGAAAAGCGGUCUCAUGCUGCACGUUCAGCAUUGAUCAGCAAAGUAUUUGCCACUCGUGGCACCACCUUAGCUCGAUAUGACCCAGUUUGUCAUUGCACAGAUCUGGCAAUUCAAAGACACAAGUAAUUUGUUUUUCAGCCAUCUUUCAGUUCAAGCAUCAGUCCAAAAGUAGUGGCUGAGCUCACGGAGUUUAGCACAGCUUGGGUCAACGUUCAACAAACGUUCGGCACACCUUCCUCUGCUCAGUGCAUUACAGACGUCCAUGCAGACCUAUUGCAACACACCACAUACACAACAAUGAAAGAUUCGCUUGCAUUAACUGUUUUUUGCAAUAAUGCGAAUACGCCUUUAGUCUUGUUUAAACGUGUCAGACAAAUCGGGAUACACCUUUUCUUUCUUACAACUCUCUCGACUGUAAGAGAGCAGUAAGAAGACGAUUUUUGAUUAUUUUAGGAUUACUUCUGCAGUCUUUUUUGUGUUAGCAUUAAUCAUCUGUUUUGUUUUUACUAUACUUUAUUCUUUUCUUGACAUAUAGAUGUUUGUAAUUUAUCAUAACUGAGAAACCAGUAACAUUGGAAAACAAUGAACUUUCUUAUGGUAUUUAUAUUUGAGGAACUGCAUGAUUCACUUGUUGAUCUACACUCUUGUGGACUGUUAAUACCACAGAUUAUUGCAAAAAUAAAAUUACCUUUUUACUAUUUUUAUAUUACCCAUUACUAUGAUGUAAUUUGAAAUUAAACUUAAAAAAAAAAAAAAAUGCCACUUU